This is a messenger RNA of Mesoplodon densirostris (Blainville's beaked whale), 2726 nucleotides long. RefSeq names its product cullin 3 (gene CUL3). The record is from RefSeq and is a predicted model, not a curated record. Gene Ontology annotation, cellular component: Cul3-RING ubiquitin ligase complex. Bases 83 to 2389 code for a protein of 768 amino acids. Gene Ontology annotation, molecular function: ubiquitin protein ligase binding. NCBI's taxonomy places the organism in Eukaryota, Metazoa, Chordata, Mammalia, Artiodactyla, Ziphiidae. The transcript has 16 exons. Gene Ontology annotation, biological process: ubiquitin-dependent protein catabolic process; protein ubiquitination.
CUCGCUUGCCCGCCCGCCUUAAAUGUGACACCGGCGCCUCGGAGUGCGACCCGAAGCCGCCGCCGGGGAGGGGACGAGCACCAUGUCGAAUCUGAGCAAAGGCACGGGCAGCCGGAAGGACACCAAGAUGCGGAUCCGGGCCUUUCCGAUGACCAUGGAUGAAAAAUAUGUAAACAGCAUUUGGGACCUUCUGAAAAAUGCAAUUCAAGAAAUCCAGCGUAAGAAUAACAGUGGUCUUAGUUUUGAGGAGCUCUAUAGAAAUGCGUAUACAAUGGUUUUGCAUAAACAUGGAGAAAAGCUCUACACUGGACUAAGAGAAGUUGUUACCGAACAUCUCAUAAAUAAGGUGCGAGAAGAUGUACUAAAUUCAUUGAAUAACAACUUUCUUCAAACGCUAAAUCAAGCUUGGAACGAUCAUCAGACAGCUAUGGUGAUGAUUAGAGACAUACUAAUGUAUAUGGACCGUGUGUACGUACAACAAAAUAAUGUGGAGAAUGUCUACAAUUUGGGAUUAAUUAUUUUUCGAGAUCAAGUUGUACGUUACGGGUGUAUUAGGGAUCACCUACGACAAACGCUGUUGGAUAUGAUAGCCAGAGAGCGGAAAGGAGAAGUUGUAGACCGAGGCGCAAUAAGAAAUGCUUGCCAGAUGUUAAUGAUUUUAGGUCUCGAAGGACGAUCAGUCUAUGAAGAAGAUUUUGAGGCUCCUUUUUUGGAAAUGUCUGCAGAGUUUUUUCAGAUGGAAAGCCAGAAAUUUUUAGCAGAAAACAGUGCUUCAGUAUAUAUAAAGAAAGUAGAAGCUAGAAUUAAUGAAGAAAUAGAACGAGUGAUGCACUGCCUUGACAAAUCAACUGAAGAGCCAAUUGUAAAGGUGGUUGAGAGGGAACUCAUUUCCAAGCACAUGAAAACUAUAGUAGAAAUGGAGAAUUCGGGGCUAGUACAUAUGUUGAAAAACGGAAAGACAGAAGACCUUGCUUGCAUGUACAAGUUAUUUAGUCGUGUGCCAAAUGGUUUGAAAACGAUGUGUGAGUGUAUGAGUUCCUACUUGAGGGAACAAGGUAAAGCCCUUGUUUCUGAGGAAGGAGAAGGAAAGAAUCCUGUUGACUAUAUCCAGGGCUUAUUGGAUCUGAAGAGUAGGUUUGAUCGCUUCCUCCAGGAAUCGUUUAAUAACGACCGGCUCUUUAAACAAACUAUUGCGGGUGACUUUGAGUAUUUUCUCAACCUCAACUCCAGGUCCCCUGAAUACCUCUCAUUAUUUAUUGAUGAUAAGCUGAAAAAGGGAGUCAAAGGGCUAACAGAACAAGAAGUAGAAACAAUAUUGGAUAAGGCAAUGGUCCUUUUUAGGUUUAUGCAAGAAAAAGAUGUAUUUGAACGUUACUAUAAACAACACUUGGCAAGGAGACUUCUCACAAAUAAAAGUGUUUCUGAUGACUCUGAAAAAAAUAUGAUUUCUAAGUUAAAGACUGAAUGUGGAUGUCAAUUCACAUCAAAACUGGAAGGAAUGUUUAGGGAUAUGAGCAUCUCAAACACAACUAUGGAUGAGUUCAGGCAACAUCUACAGGCCACUGGGGUAUCUUUAGGUGGUGUUGAUCUCACAGUUCGGGUGCUCACAACAGGUUACUGGCCCACUCAGUCAGCCACACCAAAGUGCAACAUCCCACCAGCACCAAGACAUGCUUUUGAGAUAUUCAGAAGGUUUUACUUAGCCAAACACAGUGGUCGACAGCUCACACUCCAGCAUCAUAUGGGUUCUGCAGAUCUCAAUGCCACCUUUUAUGGACCAGUUAAAAAGGAAGAUGGAUCUGAAGUUGGUGUUGGAGGGGCACAAGUAACUGGCUCUAAUACGCGGAAGCAUAUAUUGCAAGUCUCCACUUUCCAGAUGACCAUAUUAAUGCUCUUCAAUAAUAGAGAAAAAUACACAUUUGAGGAAAUCCAACAAGAGACAGAUAUCCCUGAAAGAGAACUUGUUAGAGCCCUGCAGUCCCUCGCCUGUGGUAAACCAACACAGCGGGUUCUCACAAAGGAACCCAAGUCAAAGGAAAUAGAAAAUGGUCACAUAUUUACAGUUAAUGAUCAGUUCACAUCCAAACUACACAGAGUCAAGAUUCAAACAGUUGCUGCCAAACAAGGUGAAUCUGACCCAGAAAGGAAAGAAACAAGGCAGAAAGUAGAUGACGACAGAAAACAUGAGAUAGAAGCUGCUAUAGUGCGGAUAAUGAAAUCUAGGAAGAAGAUGCAGCACAAUGUGUUAGUAGCAGAGGUAACUCAGCAGUUGAAGGCUCGAUUCUUACCAAGUCCAGUUGUUAUUAAAAAACGUAUCGAAGGACUCAUUGAGAGAGAAUAUUUGGCACGAACACCUGAGGAUCGCAAAGUAUACACAUAUGUAGCAUAAAAUGCAUUCAGAAACUUGAUUUAUUAUUGGACUGUACUCUUCGCAUGGACUGGGAAGUUCUUUUAAAUCAUUAAAUAUUAAGACGACCAUCUCUUCUAUUAAAUUACAGUACAUGUUUUAGACCAUUCAGAUCAAGCCUUUACUCCCUUUGAGAGUUUUCAACAUCAGUUGAUUGAGCUUCAGGCUUUACAACGUUUAUCCCUGUAGAGAUCAUCUUUACAGUUCCUCGGGAAAAUGUGAAUGUGCUGCGUUUUGUUUUCAAUACUGUAUGAAAACAGGAAAAAAUAAAACAAAAUUUAGAAAAUACAGCUCAUUAAAAUAAAAUUGUUGGAUUUCA